GCUUCUACGUACGCAGAUUUGAUUUGUGAUAUCAAGUUCACGAGCAAUCUAUCUAGAGCCCGCGAGCACGCAGGUAAUUAGAGAAUGGAGCGUAGUAAUAACAAGGCCGCAGUUAUGUUCUACUUGGUGCUUGUUAUUCUGGUGCAGCACUCCAGCGGUCUUGAUAUGAGCAAUAUUGGUGAUCAAGUUCAAAACCAAGCUAAAAAUAUACCAUGCUACGCUGGAUGCAUCGGUGCUUGUACGAAAAAACAUCAUGGUUUUAUGGGGAAAUCGUGGUGCAGCGCAGAGUGCAUGAUGAAGUGCCAUGGGCAUGGGGAUUCUCGGACUGCUGCUAAUUUGCAAAGUUUGCAUAGCACCAAAAAUUAUAUCCCCAACGCCAGAGACGACGAUAUCCAGACCUAGAGAAAGUGGAUGGUUGCGUGGCUGCUUGUUCACAGACAUGCAUAUGGCCUAGCAUCCUUUAAUUAGUUACUUCCUAAUGUUAUGGUUUGGCUAAAUUUUCCUCCUAUUAUAUUAACGAGGCUAUACUGUGUAUUGUUCUUCUAAAAAAAUAAAGGCUAUACUGUAUUGUAAAACUGUAAGGUAACGAAUACGUACUGUAUUUCAGUAUUACAAC
Molecule: messenger RNA, 616 nt
Organism: Fragaria vesca subsp. vesca
Lineage: Eukaryota; Viridiplantae; Streptophyta; Magnoliopsida; Rosales; Rosaceae
Exons: 2
Coding region: 85-402 (105 amino acids)
Source: RefSeq, a predicted model, not a curated record